UUUUAGUUUUUACCGGGGACUAUACAAAAGGUUAUAUAAUAUUAUUUAUAUUACAUCCUUGAAAACCGAUGAAGAUAAGCCGGUUCCUGAUAAUGUUUACUGAUAAUUGAUAAUAACUAAAAGUACUUUUCAAAAUGUCUCUCCCGGCGAAAACUUUUUUUAGAUCAUUUUCCACAUGCAAUAUACGAUACGGAAAGAGAAAUUUCAAAAAUUUUAUACUGUAUAAUCGAGGAACAAAUCAGUUUAGAAAACAACAAGAAGAAAACCCAAAUAAAGAUUUUCAAAUUACUGAUUAUGGAAUACGAGAUACCACUGUCAGAGUUGGUCGCAAAUUUAUAACUAUCCAAGAAAAAAUUCCAGAUAUUAUUGUUCCGGAUUUGGAUGAUUUCAAUUUGAAACCAUAUGUAUCCUAUAGAGCUCCUGAAAUUACUCAAUCUGAAUUUACAGCAAAAGAUUUAUUCAAUGCUGUUUAUCGCAAAAAGAUUGUUGACGACUUUAAGAACAAUAAGCUGAAAGAAAACUUUGACCCCAUUGAACCCAAUGAGGAAGAAUCAUUAACACCUGAACAAGCUAAACUAAAAGCGAGGCAAACAGGCAGUGAUAUGUUCUCACAAGGCAGAUAAAUUAAAAUCCUUUGUUUAUUGGUAGAUUUUUGUACACAUGUUGUUUUCUAUUUAUUAAAAGUUUAGUUGUAAUAUAGUUUUAUACUAUAUAUACCAAUAAUGAUCAA
Aphis gossypii (cotton aphid) is the source of this 730-nucleotide messenger RNA. RefSeq names its product 39S ribosomal protein L41, mitochondrial (gene mRpL41). Gene Ontology annotation, biological process: translation. Gene Ontology annotation, cellular component: mitochondrial large ribosomal subunit. The record is from RefSeq and is a predicted model, not a curated record. Lineage: Eukaryota; Metazoa; Arthropoda; Insecta; Hemiptera; Aphididae. Bases 135 to 623 code for a protein of 162 amino acids. The transcript has 4 exons. Gene Ontology annotation, molecular function: structural constituent of ribosome.